AUGUCUGGGCGCGCCAAUCGCGCCUCCGCGGAUCCCCCCAAGAUCCCCGAAAGCUUUCUCAAGGCGCUUCACCGCGGCGAAGCUCCGCCUUCCGCUGGUCCCGCCCCGCUCGCGGAAAGCGCAGGCGGGUCCGCGAAGCCGGGGGGAAGUGGCGGCGGAGCACUAUCAAAGCAAUCGACUCCAAAAAAAACUUCUCUCGAGCGCAAGCGUUCCGCCGCACGCGCGUCUUCCCCUGAUACUUCCGCCGCAUCCGCUGCGGCUCCGCCUUCCGCCCCCCUCGCCUCCGCCGCGGGAGGCGCAGGCGAAGCUAAAGGGUCGGGGGAAGAGGCGGCGGCGGCAGCAGCGGCGGCAGCAGCAGUAGAAAAUACUGCAGAAGAGGUGACAGGAGUGGGUGGUGGUAGUAAUGGUGCAGAGGAAGGGGCAAAUACAAAAGGUGCUGUGAACGAAGUGACAGAUGCAGCAGCAGCAGCAGCAGCAGCAGCAACAACAGCAGCGGCGGCAGCAGGGGCAGCAGGGGUUCCAGAAGCAAGUGGUGGUGGAGUGGAGGCUUCAGGGCGCAGCAGCGGCAAGGAGGCUCUAGUGAAUAUCCACGAGCCGUUCCUGGCGCCCGCUCGCCCCAAGAGGAAAGGCCUCACCUGCCGCAAGGUGCUCUUCAUUCUCUGCGGCCUCUUUGCCCUCGCCAUCCUAGCUGGUCUCGUCGUGGGGAUUCUGCCGCCUGUCAUCCCCCCUGGUGCUGCCACGAUGCCUUCCGUGUGGUGGACGACUAGCCUGCGCAACAACAGCAAGGUCAUGCUCUUCUCCCAGGGAGCUAACCGCUGGAUAGCACCACCCACUGCCACCGCACCCUCCCCCCCUCCCUCCCGCCCCUCCUCCUCCCCCGCUCUUGACUGGUCCAAGCCAUGGGCAGCAGGACUCACUACCUCCCUGCCUCUCAACCAGUCUCUCACCAUUGUUUUCACGUCCUCCUCUUCCGCCUCCUCCGCCUCUGCCCCCUCCUCCCCUUCCUCUGCCUCUCCCGCCUUUGCACUGCAAGCGCCCUCCGGUCUCUUUCUCGCACCGUCCUCGCCCACCCCUCGAGCCACGUUCGCUGCCACUGCUGGUUCCAUUGGGGACGCAGCUGCCUUUGUUGCCGAGCCUGCUCCUGGCGACCCUUCCUCCCUCCUCAUCCGCCUCGCAUCCCCUCCCGCCUCCUACCUCACCGUCUCCGCCCCUCCCGCGUCCCUCCUCGCGCUCCAUCCCCCGGGCUCCCUCCCUGCGCGCCCCGCAUACUUCCGCGUGCGGGAGGGCAUGGAGGUGGCAGCAGCGCGCGGCGUGAACCUGGGCGGGUGGCUGGUGGCGGAGGAGUGGAUGGAGCCGGGGCUGUUUGAGGGGGUUCCGGACGUGGUGGACGGGGUGCUCGUGCAACUGCAGGCGCAGCAGUCGGGGCGAUACGUGUCGCUGUGGGACUCUGCCACUGGCGAGGUCAGAGCAUCAGCCACCUCGCCAUCCUCAGCUGAGACCUUCUUCCUUCGCCUCGCACCCGGCCCCUCCUCCUCCCCUCCCCUCUCCCUCUCCUCCCCCUCCUCCUCGCCCUCCAACGUCUCUCUCUACAUCCGUGCCGCCAACGGCCGCUUCCUCUCCAUUCCCUCCACUUCUCCCGCCUCUCGCUCCACCUCUCGUUCCUCUGCCUCCGCUGCUGCUCCACCUAGCUCUGUGCUUGUUGCUAAGGCGCUCUCCUCCCCGGCCUCCCCUCUCUGGUCCCCCUCCUCCUCCUCCUGCCCCUCCUGCCUCUUCUCCUUCCUCCCCCAGGACCGCCGGCGAGGCGAGUGGCAGCUAUCCCAAGGCCUCAGAGCCACCCAAGGGGACGAGGAGGCGGAGAGGCGGGUGAAGGAGCAUAGAGAGGGGUUUGUGAGGGAGGAGGAUUUGGCGUAUUUGUCAAGGCAGGGGGUGAAUACGGUGCGGGUGCCUGUGGGGUACUGGACUGUGUAUGGGGAGGGCGUGGGGGAGAGCGGCGGCACGCCGUUCGUUGGAGGGGGUCUGGCGAAGGUGGAUCAACUCUUCGACUGGGCAGAGAAGCACGGAGUGAGGGUGCUCUUUUCCCUGCACGGGGCACAUGGGUCGCAGAACGGGUACGAUCACAGCGGCAGUCAGGACGGCUUUGGGGAGUUUGGCCGCGCCGACUCUGCAUACCACGUCACUGCCACGCUCAACACCAUCCAGCUGCUCGCCAAGCGCUAUGCCGCCCGCCCUGCCUUUCUGGGCAUGGGCGUGCUCAACGAGCCCACCAGCAACUGGGUGAACUCGCAGGCCCUCUCCUCCUUCUACCGCCGUGCUUACACCGCCGUGCGCGCUGCCUCUCCCUGCGCCUAUGUGGGCCUCUCCACCUACGCUGACACAGACAGCCCGUUUCUGAAGGGGCUGAUGACGGGCGACGAGCACACGAACGUGCUGGUGGACCUGCACAUCUACAGCGUGCAUGCGGAGAAGCUCAGGCAGAUGUCCCUCCAGCAGAACCUCCAGUUCCUCACACUCAACAGGUCAGCGGAGAUAAGGCAGUACCAGGAGGGCAAUCGGAUGGCCAUGGUGGGCGAGUGGUCACUCGCUCUACCAACCGACAACGACUCCGAUCCAUUGCCCACGUGGAUUGGCCUGGAAUCAUUGGAAGAGGAGCGCUGCACCCUUCUCCCUUCUUCGUGUUCUGCACUUCCUCCAUUCCCCUCCUACUUCCCCUGCCCCCAUUUCCCUCUUUUCUCCUUUACCUCUUCCCCCCUCAUCCCUCCCCCUUUUGCUGCCUUUCCCGUCCUCCCACCCCAUUCCUCAUCCCUCUCCUACCAACCUCACACCCACCAUCAGGAUGACGUCAAGAAGUUCACUGAAACGCAGCGGGAGGUGUUUGGGCAGGCCAAGGGCGGGUGGUACUUCUGGUCGCUCAAGCUCAACCGCACCAACGACUACCCCAACUGGAGCUUCCGCUCCAGCGUUGCAGCGGGCUGGCUGAAAAAUGCCUCCAGUGGUUCUGGCGUGUGGUGA
This is a messenger RNA of Closterium sp. Naga37s-1, 3009 nucleotides long. The record is from the annotation of a GenBank genome assembly. Lineage: Eukaryota; Viridiplantae; Streptophyta; Zygnematophyceae; Desmidiales; Closteriaceae.